Molecule: messenger RNA, 3049 nt
Organism: Callithrix jacchus (white-tufted-ear marmoset)
Lineage: Eukaryota; Metazoa; Chordata; Mammalia; Primates; Cebidae
Source: RefSeq, a predicted model, not a curated record
AUGGUGCCGCUGCCGCCGCCGCCGCCACUCUCCGGCCUUCCCUUACCUAGGCGGGCCUCCGCCCCUAGUCCCCUCGGGGUGGCAGUAGGGGGUGAAGGAUUGUCCCUCCGGCCUAGCGGCUGCCUAAGGCGGAAGAGCCGCGGGCUAGGGCGGAGCUCCUUGGGCGGGGUGGGACAAGGCGGCAGGGGCGGGCGUAGCGCCUCGGCUGAGGGGCCCGGCGGGAGUAAACCGCCGCGGCCGUGGGAGCUGGGCUCGAGUAGCCGGAGGCGGGCCCUCGUCUUCGCCGCAGCUCCCGCACCCUGCGCUCCCGGGAGCCGCCGGCUCCAGAGCGCUCAGCCCCUGGAUGUUAAGGCCCGCGCGGAUGCCAGCCGCAGCCAGGGAAGUGGCGGCGGUCCACACGCGUCCUCUCCUCAAGGCGGCGCCCGGGCCACCCGGGCCGAAGCGCAGUGGGAGCGCGAUCCUGAGACGUCGGGACCCAGCCGCCCCUGUGUGGCCCGCCGGGGCCCACCCGAGCCCGCAGGGCUUCCGGCCCGAGGGGAGACGCAUUCGAGUGAUCGCGAGGAGCUGACUUGCCGCCCGCAGCCUCGGGCGUGGGAGAGACUCUUCGGCGUAUUGGAGCGGUGCCUGCGAUCCCGCUUGGGUCUGUCCCUCCCUCCACAAAAAUCUGCACACUUUCCCGGAAGCCUUUGGCUGCAGCCGCGGAAGAGCAGGAGGCCACAGGCUCUUCGGGUCUUGGUUACUGGGUCUCUGGUCGUGCCUGGCCUCUUUCUGCAUCUGCUCCACGACCCAGUCGUCUCCCUCCGGCAGCCCAGAACAAUUGGAAGGAAGCGUUGUCGGGCGAAGGGGGAUGCCUGUUGGAGUUUUCCACUAGUUACUGAGUGUUUUUUGCGAAGAAUUUGUUGCUAUUAGUGGCCUCCCGGUCAUCUCUCCCCUCUCUUCCUUAGAGUUCGCGUAACGAGCUGUUCUCGGCUCCGGGAAAGAAAAGCCCUCCAGCGAUUAUGUGGAUCUAAUUAAGUCAAUCGGGAAACAAGCAGAGAGCGGCACUGGCUGGAGGCGGAGCUUGUCCGGAAGCACUGCGGAAGGGUCGCUGCGCUGGGGAAGUCUGCCUGCAGACGUCUCCAAUUUUAUUCACAAAACUGGCCAGCCUCGGGGAAAGCUUCGAGGCUAACUCUAGCCUUCCCACUCCAGACCGAGCUACCGCUCCAAAAUGAGACGGCUGUCUAGCCUUAGCCGGUACAUUUCCUUUCUCCACCCGGAUCUUCCGCUGCUCAGGAGCGAUCAGCUCCCUUAGCCAGGAGACUCCAGAUCCUGUGACCCGCGGGGGCAGACCUCAGACGUGUUCCCGUUCCCAUGCACAGAAAUGACUGGGGCCCCAGUGUGUGCACCUUCAACUCUGCAGCCCACCUGCCCUCUUCCAGGCGCUGGCACAGGGGCAGGUGCCUCCGCCUUAGCCUCCACACGUCUGCCAGGCAAAGUUCGAGAGUAUGAAUUUCCAUCUUCUCUUUCCACUACUCCUGGCCACUGUCCCCUCCCAGCCCCAGCCCCUCCACCCCCAACCAUGAACUAUGUGGUAGGGGGCUCGCUUAAGCACCCUGCAUUCGAGCACUGCCGUGGUGGCGACCAAAGUGAGCUGCGGAACCUGUCGGCUGCUGUUUGUGGGAAGAGGGUUGUGACCUCAGGAGAGAGUGAAAACAGUGCCCCUUGAAAGGCACCAGUCCCGAAGAUCCACAGAGUUCAUGGCGUGGUAGAGAAGCUCCAUGCUGUUGAGAGCAGAGGUGGACAAGGUCAGUGGGGGACGCUUCCAGGUGUGUGGGGGCGAGAACCUCAGGUCUAAAUGCGCUCUUCUGGGCCGAGCCUCUCUUUAUCUGCCCUCACGUGUCUGCCCUCUGGACAACAGUGGCUCCGUAUGGUGGACUGCGACCCUGACUGACGGGCGCCUAUAUUGCGUCCUGCGUCCUCCAGACCUCACAUGCGGUUUUCCCUUCCAGACCUGACGCUUGGUGUCCAACAGUGGACCCAUCAGGACUGCCUGGAAGGCUCCUCAUCCAGGCCCACAACUUUCCCCCAGAGUCUGAAGCCAUGUUACCUGGUCGAGGACUGCAAACCUGCUUGGAGUCAGCAGUGAGACCCCAGCGGGGAAGGAGGAUGUGUAAGGGUGCGCCUGGGUUGAGGGUCUGUGACUGUAGCAUGGAAAAGGAGUUCACGCAGGGAUGGCCCUUUGGGAUAGCCAAGAAUACUUCAGCGGCAGCUUCCUUCCCACCAAUUACACGCGGCCUUCUGACACGGUGGCACUUCAGCAAUCGGACGCCCUUCCCAGGCCCUGAAAUGGGGCAGGGGAGUAGGCAGGGUGCAGAACCACAGGGACCUGUUUCCCAGGCAGAGUAACUGGCAAGGCCUUAAGUCUUCUCGUGGGCGCAGAAAUAUUGCCGGGUCCCUGUGUCCUCUGGGCAGGUGCAGAGCCGCGUAAGCCUCACAGAAGCGGAGCCAGGGGAACAGCGGGAGCUCUGGCAUGGCGGUGCGGACGCUAGUGAUGGAUUCCUGGGGGAACAGGGAGCUCUGGCUUGGCGGUACGGACGCUAGUGAUGGAUUCCUGGGGAACAGCGACCUCUGGAGGAACCUCUCAUCCACGCAAAGAGUCAGGAACUAGUUAGAGGACAAGGUCUGAGACCCAGCACGCUUUCCUCACCCUACUCCCAUUCCACCCGCCUGGAAAAGUUAUCCAAAGACUUAAAACCUCCGGACUCUACUCUUUGCUUAUGUCUGCCUUUUUUUUCCAACCUGUACCCACGUUUCAAAUCCCUGCUCCAGUCCUGCCUCUUCCAGAAAGAAGCCUUCUGGAGAGCUCAGUUCAUCUUCCCCCUUCCUGCUCUGAGCUCAUUCUCAGGCCAUACUGUACUGCAUAGCCGACCUGUUUCCUGCCGGAUCUUCUCCAAAAAGACCGUGAAUCCACUCCACGCAUGCCUUGAGUUGCAUGCUGGACAUCCCAUUCCCGCCCCACCACCUCACCCAACCCCCCAGUAAAUAAAGACUGAAGUUAUUCAUUCCAAAA